Nestor notabilis (Kea) is the source of this 2582-nucleotide messenger RNA. RefSeq names its product FYVE, RhoGEF and PH domain containing 4 (gene FGD4). Gene Ontology annotation, cellular component: cytoplasm. The transcript is spliced from 16 exons. The record is from RefSeq and is a predicted model, not a curated record. Gene Ontology annotation, biological process: filopodium assembly; cytoskeleton organization. NCBI's taxonomy places the organism in Eukaryota, Metazoa, Chordata, Aves, Psittaciformes, Psittacidae. The coding region runs from base 247 to 2529 and encodes 760 amino acids. Gene Ontology annotation, molecular function: guanyl-nucleotide exchange factor activity; zinc ion binding.
AUCUGUCCAAAGUCUCUAAUAUUAUCUAGACCCUAUACAGCGGGUGGCACAACCAGGCCAGUUGAGCAGAAUGUGCACAAUGAAGCACCUCAGGGAAUAAAUGGAAGUGUGCCAGUCAGGCAGCACCCACGUUCAGCUUCAAAUCCAAAGCCACAAGUGCCUCCAAAGCCAAUUCAUCUGCAGAAGGUAUCACCUGUUACAUACCAAACCCCUAGGCAUAAAGCUUUAUCAAAUCAGAAACCAAGAAUGGAGGAAGAGACUCCCACCACUGUUUCUGGUGUUGCAAAGGAAAAGUCCAGUAAAGUAUCAGAUCUCAUCAAUCGUUUUGAGGGAGGCAGCUCAUUAAAUCCUAGUGAUUUGAAGAAAGAUUCCUCUGUUCUCCACAUUUCUAAAUCUCAAGGAAGAUAUGGGUUAACACCACCACCUCAGCCAAAACUCCCCGCCCAGCACCCACUACCAAAACAGGGAAAUGGUAAUACUGACAAAACUCAGGUUGCACAAAUACACACUGCCAAUGGAGUAGUAGCACAAGACCAGAUGGAAGAUGAGGACAGGAGGUUACCAGAUUGUGGCUCUGCUGUGACCACCCCGGUUCCAGAUAAUGCCAUCAACAACAGCUUGAUAAAUGGGGAAAAAGAAAGUACUUCCAGAGAGUCACUGCAAAGCAUAACUGCCUGUGAAGGACAGAUGCUUAAGAGCUGCUACAGGACUCCAAGCAGUGAUACACUGCUCCCAUCUGAAAAUGAAACUCUAGAAAUUAAUACUAACAUGAAGGAAGAGCCAACUGAGGAAAUCAGUAAGCAAGAUCAACCUGUAGAAACAAAGGAGACAGAUGAGCAAAAACGUCACAAAAUUGCCAGUGAACUUCUGCAAACAGAAAAAGCCUACGUUAGUCGCCUUGACCUCCUAGAUGGGGUAUUCUAUUCCAGACUCCUUGAGGAAGCCAACAGAGGUUCAUUUCCAGCUGAAGUCAUUAACAAAAUCUUUUCUAACAUUUCAUCGAUAAAUGCCUUCCACAGUAAAUUCUUACUUCCAGAACUUGAGAAAAGAAUGCAAGAAUGGACUACCACCCCCAGAAUUGGAGACAUUCUGCAAAAGUUAGCUCCUUUCCUUAAGAUGUACGGAGAGUAUGUGAAAAAUUUUGAUAAUGCAAUGGAAUUGGUGAAAACGUGGACUGAACGGUCACCUCAAUUCAAAUUCAUUAUUCAAGACAUUCAGAAGGAAAAAGUGUGUGGAAAUUUGACAUUGCAACAUCACAUGCUAGAACCAGUACAACGCAUUCCACGCUACGAGAUGCUUCUAAAGGACUACCUAAGGAAAUUGCCUCAGGAUUCUCUAGACUGGAAAGAUGCUGAAAAAUCCCUGGAAAUUAUAUCCACUGCAGCAAGUCACUCGAAUAGUGCAAUAAGAAAAAUGGAGAAUCUAAAGAAAUUGUUAGAGAUAUACGAGAUGUUGGGAGAAGAGGAAGACAUUGUGAACCCUUCAAAUGAACUGAUAAAAGAAGGACAGAUCCUUAAACUCGCUGCUCGUAAUACGUCUGCCCAAGAACGGUAUCUUUUCCUAUUUAACAAUAUGUUGCUCUACUGCGUCCCCAAAUUCAGCCUGGUAGGAUCGAAGUUCUCAGUUCGAACCAGAGUUGGCAUAGAUGGUAUGAAGAUUAUAGAAACUCAUAAUGAAGAAUACCCACACACUUUCCAAGUAUCUGGAAAAGAGCGAACACUGGAGUUGCAGGCCAGUUCUGAACAAGAUAAGGAAGAAUGGAUAAAGGCACUUCAGAAUACAGUAGAAGCUUUUCAGCAGAGGAAUGAAACUUUCAGAAAUGCUAUUGCUAAAGAAUAUGAAGACAUGCCUGUUGAGGUAUCUAACGCUGAGCUUGGGAAGAGAGCACCAAGGUGGAUACGAGACAAUGAAGUAACCAUGUGCAUGAAAUGCAAGGAGCCCUUUAAUGCACUGACAAGGAGAAGGCACCACUGUCGAGCAUGUGGACAUGUGGUUUGCUGGAAAUGUUCUGAUUACAAGGCACAUCUUGAAUAUGAUGGCAAUAAAUUGAAUAAAGUCUGUAAAGACUGCUACCAUGUUAUAACUGGUUGUACAGACAGUGAAGAAAAGAAGAAGAAAGGCAUCCUGGAGAUUGAAUCUGCAGAAGUUUCUGGAAAUAGUGUUAUAUGCAGCUUUCUUCAGUACAUGGAAAAAUCAAAGCCCUGGCAGAAAGCAUGGUGUGUUAUACCUAAGCAGGAAGCUCUUGUGCUGUACAUGUAUGGUGCUCCACAGGAUGUUAAAGCUCUGGCUACAAUUCCACUUCUGGGCUAUACAGUAGAUGACACUCCAAGAAGUGCUGACCUCCCACACAGCUUCAAACUGACCCAGUCUAAGUCUGUGCACAGCUUUGCUGCGGACAAUGAGGAACUAAAACAGAAAUGGCUAAAAGUUAUCCAUUUAGCUGUAAAAGGUGAGACACCAGAAUGUCAAAAUGAACUGCAAGUGAAUUUAGAAGAGCAACCUGAAUCUUCUAAAACUUGUGAAUGCUGAAGCUCAAGAACACAUGGUAUUUUUGAAAGAUUUCAGUUGAAUUUGUGGUUAAC